AUGCCGGGCCUUUCUACUCGGGACCUCUCUCUGGAGGACAGGAGGCAGCUAGCCGUGAACCUCACCCGUGUCCUGGGACUCUACCGUUCCAUUCUGGAUGCCUACAUUAUCGAAUUUUUCACAGACAACCUGUGGGGCACACUGCCUUGCUCAUGGCAGGAGGCACUGGAUAGACUGAGCCCACCACAGCUGGCCACACAGCUACUAGGGAUGCCUGGAGAAGGGGAGGUUGUCAGAUACAGAUCGGUGUGGCCACUUACCCUGCUGGCCCUGAAGUCCACAGCCUAUGCCUUGGCUUUUACACGGACACCUGGGUUCCAGACCCCCUCAGAGUUCCUGGAGAACCCCAGCCAGAGCUCCCGACUGAUGCCUCUAUUCCGGAAACAUGUCAGGCCCAAGAAGCAGCAUGAAAUCCGAAGGCUUGGAGAGUUGGUGAAGAAGCUGAGUGAACUCACAGGCUGUACCCAGGUUGUGGAUGUGGGCUCUGGCCAGGGUCAUCUCUCCCGCUUCAUGUCUCUGGGGCUGGGGCUAUUGGUGAAGAGCAUCGAAGGGGAUCAGAGGCUAGUGGAGAGAGCCCAGCGCCUGGACCAGGAGCUCCUGCAGGCCCUGGAGAAAGAGAAAAAGAGGAACCCACAGGUGGUCCAUACUGGCUCUCGCCAUCCCCCACACCACGUGGUUAGGUGGGUAGACUCGACAGCUCUGUGUGAAGACCUUCUGCUUCCACUGGAACCCCCAUCUCAGAGUGGGGCCCGCUUGCUACUGACAGGCCUCCAUGCCUGUGGUGACCUGAGUGUAGCCUUGCUGAGGCACUUCUGUGGUUGCCCUGAUGUGGCAGCCCUGGCCUCAGUGGGCUGCUGCUACAUGAAGCUGAGUGACCCUGGUGGCUACCCUCUGAGCCACUGGGUGGCCGGGUUGCCUGGCUAUGAACUGCCCUACAGGCUUCGGGAGGGUGCCUGCCAUGCCCUGGAGGAAUAUGCUGAGCGGCUACAGAAAGCAGGUCCUGGACUGCGAACCCACUGCUAUCGGGCAGCACUGGAGACUGUCAUCCGGUGUGCCCAGCCUGAUCUCUGUCGGCCAGGCGUGCAGGGAAUCCCCAGGGUCCACGAGCUCAGGAUUGAAGAAUAUGUGCAGCGAGGGCUUCAACGAGUGGGGCUGGACCCCCAGCUGCCCCUGAAUCUGGCUGCCCUGCAGGGUUACCAGGCCCAGGAGCACCGUGUGGUGGCCUUCUUCAGCCUUGCCCUUCUGCUGGCCCCACUGGUGGAGACACUGAUUCUGCUGGACCGCCUGCUCUACCUUCAGGAGCAGGGCUUUCAUGCUGAACUCCUGCCUCUCUUCAGUCCUGAACUCUCCCCAAGGAACCUGGUUCUGGUAGCCACCAAGACACCUCUGGGUCAGGCCUUCUCUGUCCUAGAGACUGAAGAGAGCUAA
Messenger RNA from Elephantulus edwardii (Cape elephant shrew), 1428 nucleotides. It is a transcript of the gene METTL25B, whose product is annotated as ribosomal RNA adenine dimethylase domain containing 1. Gene Ontology annotation, molecular function: rRNA (adenine-N6,N6-)-dimethyltransferase activity. Gene Ontology annotation, biological process: rRNA modification. The transcript is spliced from 8 exons. Lineage: Eukaryota; Metazoa; Chordata; Mammalia; Macroscelidea; Macroscelididae. The record is from RefSeq and is a predicted model, not a curated record. The coding region runs from base 1 to 1428 and encodes 475 amino acids.